This is a messenger RNA of Aspergillus bombycis, 2217 nucleotides long. RefSeq names its product La domain family. Bases 1 to 2217 code for a protein of 738 amino acids. The record is from RefSeq and is a predicted model, not a curated record. NCBI's taxonomy places the organism in Eukaryota, Fungi, Ascomycota, Eurotiomycetes, Eurotiales, Aspergillaceae. Gene Ontology annotation, cellular component: cytoplasmic stress granule; cytosol. Gene Ontology annotation, biological process: positive regulation of translation. Gene Ontology annotation, molecular function: RNA binding. The transcript has 2 exons.
AUGGCUGCUACGUUUUCUUAUGCCCAGGCUGCUAAGGGCGUUGCCCCCGCACAACCGUCAGCAAUGACAGCAGACCCGACUCAGGCCUCGAAACCAGAGGAGCAAACUGCGAGCCCUACUCCUGAAGCUGAAAACACUGAGACUGUGAAGACGGCAGAGUCCCAGGAAACAGAGAAGGCUGCCGCCAACUCUGACAAGGAUUUGGAAUCCACAGCUGUCGAAAGCUCCAAGGCAGAUGUUUCCGGCACCUCCUCCCCCAGCGAGGGCACUUCUUCCACCUCGACAUUACCGAAAGAUGAUGAGGGCUCAAAUACACCGAAUGGCACUUCCGAAUCCACGUGGGAUAAGCAAUCCCAGGCCUCGGGAACUGACAAGCAAAGCAAUGGAGCUGAGAAUGCUAAGGAGACGUCGGCAGAGAAGGAGAAGAGCGAGCCUCCCAAAGAGCUCAAGGCUGCUCCUCUUCCCGCAGUGAAUAUCUGGCAACAGAGGAAAGAGGCUCAGGAAGCCAAGGCUAAGGUCACUGCCUCGAAGCCCGCUGGCCCUGCUGCCAAGACUGGCACUUCUAAGAACGCUUCGGCGGCUUCUUCCGUCUCUGGUGAUGCUCAACAGGACCAGUCCAAGGCUGGCUCAAAGAAGAAGGGAGGAGAUGUGGAAGGCGCCAAGGACAGAAGAUCCAAGGGACGCGACGAUGCAUCCCUCCCCCCGGUAGGAGAUGCCGCUUUGUGGCCCACUCCUCAAAGUGCCCAGGGUGAGGAGAAAAAGAAGUCCGAGAAGAGCCCUGUCAUCCGUCCCUCUGGUAAAGAGAAGUGGACCCCAGUCCCUUACGUGCCUACUGCUGUUUUCACCACUCCUCUUCCUUCUGCUGCCCGCCGUGGUGGAAGAGCGCCUCGUGCUGGAAGGGACGGCGCCCGCAACGGAACCCAUGGUUCUGCCGCAGCUGCGGAUAAGGCUACUGCUGGUCAGGUAGCUCAAGGCUCCGCCACCAAGCAGGCUGCACCCGGUGAGAGGGGAAGAAACGAGCCCAACUCGGCUCGCGCGAACUCCCUUCCAGCCCCGUCCAGACGAUCCAACAGCGCCGAUGCUGGAAUGGGAGACACCCGCAAGAACCAAGCAACGGACCGGAACCGUGGACCCAAGGGCAGUGACAAUGCCAACAUCCCGCCAGCCGGUAAGCAUGGCCACGGAGGUGAUAACUUCCGCCAUCAUCGUGAAGGCAAGGGAUUCUCCAGGAAUCACGACGCUACGCACAAGGGCGGCGAUCACCACUCCAAGAACCCCAACUUGCCUGUGGAUUCACAGGCUAACCCUCGCUCAGGCUCCUCCCACGAACGUCGCUUCGAAAACGGCCCCAAGUCGGCAGAAUUUGGCGGCUUCCAUGAUCGCAAAGAUAAGGACAUUCCCCGCGAGUCGCGUGCCGACAGAGGUCGUGGCUCUCACCGUGGCCGUGGCGGUUUCGGCGGCUCUCAGAACUCUCACUAUCCUAACAACCAUAUGUCUCACAAUGGUUUCAUGCACCCCAAGUCCUUUGGCUUCGGUGAGCGCCGGUCGCAACAGCAUAGCUCUGGAGGCCACAGGAUGUCUUUGAGGUCGCCCUCCUUGCCAAACUCCGGUUCCAUGUAUGGUGUCUAUCCUUUCCCUACCGACAUCAACACCAUGUAUGGCUACCAGCCAGUACACCCUGGCCCCAUGACGGCUGUCCCUUACCAGCAAUAUAUGGAGCCCUUCUCCCUGAUGAGCAUGAUCUCCAUGCAACUUGAGUACUACUUCUCUGUGGAUAACCUGUGCAAGGACUUGUUCCUUCGGAGACACAUGGACUCUCAGGGCUACGUCCCAUUGGCUUUCAUUGCUGGCUUCAAGCGCAUCAAGACUCUGACCGAGGACUUCGAACUUCUCCGCCACGUCUCCCGCCAACUGAGAAAUGUUGAUUACCUGCAGAAUGAAGAUGGCAUUGAUAGGUUGCGUCCGAGAGACAAGUGGGAUCAGUGGGUCCUGCCUAUUGACCAGCGCGACCCCGCCGCUCAGCAUGAGGGACCUAGCAUGCCGGAUGAGACUGCUGCAGCGCAAAAUCAUGUCGAUGGCGCAGUUAACGGAUCGGCACCAACUGUCAACGGAACUGGUGAAGCUCCAGCCUCGAAGACGUUGUCUUCUGCUGCCCCGGAAUUCUCGCCUUCCAAGCCCGUGGAAGUCCAAAAUGAAGCUGCAAUUCCGACGAAUUAG